AUGAAAUGCUAUAAAAGACUAAUACAUAAACAAUUUGUCCCAGUCUCAGGUCUUUGUGGCCCACAGUCUCUGAGUCAUUUGCCAAAACGUUUCAAGCACCUUUAUAGAGCUUUGUAUGGAGACGCCAUAUUGGUGCACAAUCAACAAAAUCAACAAAAACAUGUGAAGUUCACUAUUUCUAUAAUAGCUCUUUCUUUUUCACUCAAGAACUAGCAUACGUGCGAAUAACCAUAUCUUCUAAUACUUGAAAUGGUUAUGCUGCUGAAAAUCAAGAGGAGGGAGUUUUUUUCAACGAGACAGCAUUUCCAUUUUGGUGGUGAGAAAACUCGGAAGUUCAAAUUGCUCUAUUUUCGAAAUGAAACAUGUUAAGGGAAUGGAAACUUGUACAAAGAUUUACUUUUAUCUUUAACCUAGUGUAAAUAAGAAUUCCUAAAACCUCGCUAUUUUGACUUUACAAUUUGGUGACGUCACUGUGAAAGCCAUCUAUUGUUCAUAAUUUAUAUAAACGAUUUUCCCAAAUGUCUACGGCAUACAACACCUGGUAUGUUUGCCGAUGAUACAUAUAUAACUACAUCUCAUGAAGAUAUAUCCACAAUUGAAUGUUCUUUUAUUCAGUGA
Molecule: messenger RNA, 618 nt
Organism: Porites lobata
Lineage: Eukaryota; Metazoa; Cnidaria; Anthozoa; Scleractinia; Poritidae
Source: the annotation of a GenBank genome assembly